Messenger RNA from Pestalotiopsis fici W106-1, 312 nucleotides. RefSeq lists its product as uncharacterized. The record is from RefSeq and is a predicted model, not a curated record. The transcript has 2 exons. The coding region runs from base 1 to 312 and encodes 103 amino acids. Lineage: Eukaryota; Fungi; Ascomycota; Sordariomycetes; Amphisphaeriales; Sporocadaceae.
AUGACAUGUUUCUUCUACAAAUUAUUCGAGUGCACCCCGGUUGGAGAUACUUGGAAGCCACCGGGAACCCCAGGCCUGGACUGCGUCUCGACCGACGCCAACGAAGCAAUGAUGACGGGCCAUGCAGUCGUCGGCAUCAUUACCGAUCUUGUCCUCCUGGCCCUGCCAAUCUGGGUUAUAUACACCAAGAUGAUGUUUUCCCGCAAGAUGUUUCAGGUUAUCCUCGUCUUCAGCGUCGGAGUUUUUGUAGUCGUUACGGGCAUUGUUCGCCUCUACUACAUGAAGACGCUUGAUUUUGCCAUUGAUUCGUAA